AUGGACUACUCUGAUUUGAUCCGUCCGGACGCCAGGGAGGUCAACGCUUCAUCUCCCACGCAUCGAUCAUCAUCCCCCCAUUCGUCUCGAAAUGAACCCAGACGCAUGCCUUCCUUCGGCUCCCAAAAACACGCCCCUGCGGCGCCUGAUCAGGGCCCGCUACAAGCUGUCAACGAAUCUACCCCCAUCGUGAGGAGUUCCGACUCGACCAGACGCAACUAUCACUCCACUGACGGGCUGCGGAAUCGGGACUCGGGGUCCGGCGAUGCGACUGGAAAGAACUCGGCGCAACGGGAUGCCAGAGAUGCCGACCAACAGGCUCAGCCGACAGAAUCGGCAGAGCCCAAGGCGUCGUGGUAUAGCCAGUUCGCUGACCGGUACGGGAGUCUAGAACUGGAAAACAAGGGGAGUGUUGCUCGUGAUCAUCUGGCAUUAGGUGCGCCUUUUUUGAUUCUUACACCCCUGAUCCGCUCGCAUUCUUUUCUGAUUAACCAUUUUAUGACUGGUAGAACGGACAUUCCUUGCCUGGCUGAGAACAUCACUGGCUUUCGCAUCUAUUGGCAUAGCGGUGACCCAGUUGUUCCGCCUGAACAGCUCUACUAA
Aspergillus melleus is the source of this 603-nucleotide messenger RNA. RefSeq lists its product as uncharacterized. The record is from RefSeq and is a predicted model, not a curated record. The transcript has a single exon. Bases 1 to 603 code for a protein of 200 amino acids. Lineage: Eukaryota; Fungi; Ascomycota; Eurotiomycetes; Eurotiales; Aspergillaceae.